Asparagus officinalis (garden asparagus) is the source of this 1606-nucleotide messenger RNA. Its product is annotated as pentatricopeptide repeat-containing protein At1g05750, chloroplastic-like. Gene Ontology annotation, molecular function: protein binding; RNA binding. Gene Ontology annotation, biological process: RNA modification. Lineage: Eukaryota; Viridiplantae; Streptophyta; Magnoliopsida; Asparagales; Asparagaceae. The record is from RefSeq and is a predicted model, not a curated record.
AUGGCUCUUUUCUGUAAGAGACUUAAGCACAAAUUCGAUGUUCAUCUUUUCUUGAAAGAUAGUAACAUUGUCUCUGGCUCCUAUGGCCCGAGCUCGCAUCAGGCGGUCUCCCUCUUCCGCACAGUCGCCGAACGUGACAAGGUCUCAUGGACCGCCCUCAUUGACGGCUUCGUCAAAAACGGACUCCUCGAAGAAGCCCUGCACCACUUUCAAGAAAUGCAGCUGACGGCCCAGAUUGUGCCUGAUUAUGUCAUGAUUAUCUCUAUCUUGGCGCGCUUGCUCAGGGCAUGUGGGUGCACCGAUCUUGGCGCGCUUGCUCAGGGCAUGUGGGUGCACCGAUACGCGAUGAGCCGCGGCGGCGAUCUCUGUGGUAACAUUCGGGUAGCUAAUUCUUUCAUUGACAUGUAUUCUAGGUGUGGGCGCAUUGACCUCGCUUGCCAGGUGUUUGAUGGCGUGGAUACCUCUAGAAGGACAAGGGUCACUUGGAAUUCAAUGAUUGUCGGAUUCGCCAUCAACGGCUGCUGUCGGCUUGAUUGUUUUAGUGAAAUGCAGAAGAUGGGUGUCCAGCCUGACGGCGUUACCUUCACCGGAGCUCUGACUGCUUGCAGUCAUGCUGGUUUGGUCGAUGAGGGACUUAACUACUAUAAACUUAUGCAAAGGAAAUAUAGUAAGAUCCCGAUGAGAAUUGAGCAUUAUGGGUGUGUGGUUGAUUUGUUAGGCCGAGCUGGGCGGCUAGAGGAGGCAAUGGACUUGGUGGAGAGAAUGAUGCCGGUGAUGGGUCCGAAUGAGGUUGUGUUGGGCUCUCUACUUGCGGCUUGCAGGAUGCAUAAAAACGUCGGUUUGGCUGAGAAGUUGAUGGGCUGGUUGGUGGAGCUGGAGCCUGACACAGAUUCGAAUUUCGUGCUGUUAUCUAAUAUAUAUGCGGAUGUCGGGAGAUGGGAUGGAGCUGUGAGAGUGAGGAACAUGAUGAAGUCGCUCGGGAUAAAGAAGAGUCCUGGAUUCAGUGGUGUGGAGAUCGACGGCAAUUGCCAUGAGUUUGUGUCUGGAGAUAGGAGGCAUAUGCGAUCGGAGGACAUAUAUGAUGUGCUAGAACUUCUCAGGUUUGAGAUGAAGAUGCGUCGUUAUGAUGGCUAUGAUUGUGAACUUCAACCAUUUAUCGGUUGAUCAUCUGACAGUGGAUGAACAGAAAGUGCAUUGUUCUCUAUACUAUUGACAACAUAUGGCGAGGCAAAGAAGAGGCCCUCGUUCAAUUAAACAUGUAGAGAUGCAGAUGCCGAUGCCGAUGCCAAUGAAGUGGGUUCUUCAGGUUAUUGCUCGGCAAGUGAGGGGCAGCAAAAAAGGUUUGCAUAUAUGCAAUCCCGAAAGCCGUCAUAAAUACUGAAAGCAGACGUGUUACCUGAUUGAUGGACCGAGGUGUGACCCUGUCAUUGAUACAAGGAUCUAAGAUUGCAACAGAUUUUGAAAUUUCUUGAUGUGGACCUUGGGAAUCUGGUGUUGGAGUUCUCGUCUUCUCAACUACUGCUCACUAUGUAUUUGUGGACUUUCUAAAUCCCACAUUAGUGUAUUUAUAGUCGUCUAAUCAAUGAAGGGUGUUGCUACAAGGAAA